Molecule: messenger RNA, 3039 nt
Organism: Lycium ferocissimum
Lineage: Eukaryota; Viridiplantae; Streptophyta; Magnoliopsida; Solanales; Solanaceae
Product: calcium-transporting ATPase 4, plasma membrane-type
Exons: 8
Coding region: 37-3039 (1000 amino acids)
Biological process (GO): calcium ion transmembrane transport
Cellular component (GO): intracellular membrane-bounded organelle; membrane
Molecular function (GO): ATP binding; ATP hydrolysis activity; P-type calcium transporter activity
Source: RefSeq, a predicted model, not a curated record
ACCAGAGAAAAGAUUCGAGUUGGUUUCAUCGCUUAUAUGGCAGCACUCAAGUUCAUUGAUGCUGGUGAUCUUGGUAAGCCAUCAGACCAGGUCAGGGAUGAUAUAGGGGCUGAACUGGCAAAAGACUUGCCGGAAGAAGCUCGAGAAGCUGGUUUUGGAAUUAACCCAGAUAAACUUGCAUCUAUAGUAGGUUCCUAUGAUAUAAAAACCUUAAAGAAACUUGGAGGUGUUGAAGGGCUUGCAGGUGAGUUGAGAGUCUCAUCAAAUGAAGGAGUCAAAUCGAGUGAUGUACCUGUCAGACAAAAUAUAUACGGAUCAAACAAAUUUACCGAAAAACCGUUUAGAAGUUUUUGGAGAUUUGUGUGGGAUGCUCUACAUGAUUUAACUCUCAUCAUCCUAAUAGUUUGUGCUAUUGUUUCCAUCGGUGUGGGACUUGCUACUGAAGGGUGGCCAAAAGGAACAUAUGAUGGCUUAGGAAUUCUACUCAGCAUAGUAUUGGUAGUCAUGGUUACUGCAAUUAGUGACUAUAGGCAGUCGUUGCAGUUCAGAGAUUUGGAUAAGGAGAAGAAAAAGAUAUCUAUCCAGGUCACGAGAGAUGGAUCAAGGCAGAAGGUUUCCAUUUAUGAGUUGGUGGUUGGUGAUGUAGUUCAUUUAUCUAUUGGAGAUCUGGUUCCAGCUGAUGGAAUAUUCAUAUCAGGAUAUUGCUUGCUAAUUGAUCAAUCGAGCUUGUCUGGUGAGAGCGUACCAGUAAGCAUAUCUGAAAAAAGACCUUUUCUUCUAUCGGGAACCAAAGUACAAGACGGUUCAGCUAAGAUGCUAGUGACAACUGUUGGUAUGCGAACUGAAUGGGGUAAACUGAUGGAAACUCUUAGUGAGGGAGGAGAAGAUGAGACUCCUCUGCAAGUUAAACUGAAUGGUGUUGCCACUAUUAUUGGAAAGAUAGGACUGGGAUUUGCUGUGGUGACUUUCCUUGUGUUAAUAGUCAGAUUUCUGGUGGAUAAAGCUACUCACCAUCAAUUCACCAAAUGGUCUUCCAGUGAUGCAUUAACUCUUCUGAAUUACUUUGCCACAGCCGUAACUAUAAUCGUUGUUGCAGUUCCAGAAGGACUACCUCUGGCUGUCACAUUAAGCCUUGCUUUUGCAAUGAAAAAGUUAAUGAACAAUAAAGCAUUGGUGAGGCAUCUUUCUGCUUGUGAGACAAUGGGUUCAGCUACAUGCAUCUGCACUGAUAAGACAGGAACACUAACAACAAACUGUAUGGUAGUAGAUAAAAUAUGGAUUUGUGGAAAGGCUAAAAAGGUAGAAAAUGGUGGAGGUGCAGAUGCAAUAACAGAUUUAUCAGAAAAUGCACUGGACUUUCUAUUGCAGGCAAUAUUUCAUAAUACAGCAGCUGAGGUGGUUAAAGACAAGGAUGGAAAGAAAUCUGUUCUGGGUACACCCACAGAAUCUGCAAUAUUAGAUUAUGGAUUACUUCUUGGUGAUAUUGAUGAGAAAAAAAGGGAUUGUAAAUUGCUGAAGGUUGAACCUUUCAAUUCAGCAAAGAAAAGAAUGUCAGUGCUUGUUGCUCUUCCUGAUAGCAAUACCCGUGCUUUCUGCAAGGGUGCAUCUGAGAUAGUCUUAAAAAUGUGUGACAGGUUUAUUGAUUCUAAUGGUGAAAUUGUUGAUAUGUCAAAAGACCAGGUUACAAACAUCACGGAUGUCAUUAAUGAGUUUGCUUGUGAAGCCUUGCGUACUCUUUGCUUGGCUUUCAAGGACAUUGAAGAUGGUUCUCAAGUAAAUAAUAUCCCUGAAAGUGGCUAUACAUUGGUUGCAGUUGUUGGAAUCAAGGAUCCAGUUCGCCCUGGGGUUAAAGAAGCAGUUGAAUCUUGUUUAGCUGCUGGAAUUACUGUAAGGAUGGUCACAGGGGACAAUAUUAAUACAGCCAAAGCCAUUGCUAAAGAAUGUGGUAUACUAACUGCUGAUGGUUUGGCCAUUGAAGGCCCAGAAUUCCGCAACAAAAGUCCUGAAGAAAUGAGGCAAAUAAUUCCUAGAAUUCAGGUUAUGGCUCGAUCAUCCCCUAUGGACAAGCAUGUGCUGGUAAAGAAUUUGAGAGGCAUGUUUAAAGAAGUUGUUGCAGUUACUGGUGAUGGCACAAAUGAUGCCCCUGCCUUGCAUGAGUCAGAUAUUGGACUUGCUAUGGGUAUAGCAGGAACAGAGGUUUGUAAAUUUUCUCCUACACUAGCAUUAAUAUCCAUUCAAUUCCAGCAUGAACUAUUCAAAAGUUAUGUUGCAAAAGAAAGUGCUGACAUUAUAGUGCUUGACGACAACUUUAGCACAAUUGUUAAUGUGGCGAAAUGGGGCCGUUCUGUAUAUAUAAACAUUCAAAAAUUCGUGCAAUUCCAGUUGACUGUCAAUGUUGUGGCUCUGAUGAUCAAUUUUAUUUCUGCAUGUGCCUCAGGAUCUGCUCCUCUUACUGCUGUACAGCUGCUCUGGGUCAACCUUAUCAUGGAUACUUUAGGUGCACUGGCAUUGGCCACUGAACCACCUCAUGAUGGACUAAUGAGUAGGCCUCCUGUUGGAAGGGAUGUGAGUUUCAUUACAAAGACAAUGUGGAGAAAUAUAAUAGGACACAGUAUCUACCAGCUGGCUGUACUCUUAGUGUUCAACUUCGCGGGGAAGCAGAUUUUGGGACUUGAAGGUUCAGAUGCUACAACCGUUCUGAAUACUUUCAUUUUUAACACCUUUGUGUUUUGUCAGGUCUUCAAUGAAAUAAACAGCCGUGACAUGGAGAAGAUAAAUAUUUUCCGUGGCAUUUUUGGCAGCUGGGUUUUCAUAGGCGUCAUGCUUUCUACCGUUAUUUUCCAAGUUGUCAUUGUCGAGUUCUUAGGCACUUUUGCCAGCACCACACCCCUUAGCUGGCAACUAUGGCUGAUCAGUGUCUUAAUUGGCGCUGCAAGCUUGGUCGUAGCUGUUAUUGUGAAGUUGAUCCCAGUCGAAAAGGAGACUCCUAAGCACCAUGAUGGUUAUGAUCUGCUCCCAAGUGGUCCAGAACUUGCCUAG